GUCCCCUCCCCCUUUCUCCAUCGACCAUCCCCCACACUCCAGUCCACUCCACUCCACCACGCUUCCCUCCAAACCCCCCACGAAACCCACCCCGGCCCAACCAAUCCCAAUGGCGACGCCGCCGCUCCCGCCGGACUCGAAGGCGGGCGCGGAGGAGGAGGAGGAGGAGGAGGCGCGGGAGCUCCUCUACGAGGCGUACAACGAGCUGCAGGCGCUGGCGGCCGAGCUGGGCGGCGCGGCGGGGGCGCCGGCCGUCGUGGUGGUCGGCCACCAGACGGACGGCAAGAGCGCGCUGGUAGAGGCGCUCAUGGGGUUCCAGUUCAACCACGUCGGGGGAGGCACCAAGACGCGCCGCCCCGUCGCGCUCCACCUCCGAUUCAACCCGCGCUGCGACGCGCCGCGGUGCCGCCUGCUCGCCGGCCCCGGGGACGAAGUUGAAGACGCCGGGGUCGCAGGCCGCCCCAUGCCGCUCGCCGACAUCCAGGCAUAUAUUGAAGCUGAAAACAUGAGGUUGGAGAAUGACCCUUGCCAAUUUUCAGAGAAGGAAAUCAUAAUAAAGGUAGAAUACAAGCAUUGCCCCAAUCUCACCGUUAUUGACACUCCAGGCCUCAUUCUUCCAGCUCCUGGCCGUAAAAACCGAGUUUUGCAGAGCCAGGCUUCUGCUGUUGAGAGCCUUGUUCGUGCUAAAAUCCAGCAUAAAGAGACCAUAAUACUGUGCCUUGAAGAUUGCAGUGAUUGGAGUAAUGCAACUACACGGAGAGUGGUGAUGCAGGUUGAUCCUGAUCUUGCAAGGACUGUUCUAGUCUCCACCAAACUGGACACAAAAAUACCACAGUUUGCCCGGCCCUCUGAUGUUGAAGUGUUUCUUCACCCACCGACUUGCGUGCUAGAUGUUUCCUUACUGGGAGAUUCUCCCUUUUUCACAUCAGUACCUUCUGGUAGGGUUGGUUCUUGCCAUGAAGCGGUGUUCAGAUCUAAUGAAGAGUUUAAGAAGGCCAUCUCAUCAAGAGAGUCUGAAGAUAUUGUGUCUAUUGAAGACAAGUUAGGAAGGUCACUUACAACAGAGGAGAAAGAAAGAAUUGGAGUGAGUAACUUGAGACUAUUUUUGGAAGAGUUGCUGAGGAAGAGGUACAUUGAGAGUGUUCCACUAAUCAUUCCACUUCUUGAGAAGGAACAUCGAAAUGCAACAAGGAAACUGCGUGAAAUCAGUCAAGAAAUCAGUGAUCUGGAUGAAGCCAAACUGAAGGAAAAAGCUCAGCUAUUCCAUGACUCAUUUUUGACCAAGUUAUCUUUGCUAUUGAAAGGCAUGGUGGUGGCACCUCCUGAUAAAUUUGGAGAAACUUUAAUUAACGAGAGGAUCAAUGGAGGAACAUUUACUGGAAGUGAGAAUUUCCAGCUCCCAAACAAGAUGAUGCCAAAUGCUGGAAUGCGUCUUUAUGGUGGUGCACAAUACCAUCGGGCAAUGGCUGAAUUUCGUCUGGUAGUUGGUAGUAUCAAGUGCCCUCCGAUAACUAGGGAGGAAAUUGUCAAUGCUUGUGGUGUUGAGGAUAUUCAUGACGGGACAAACUACUCCAGGACUGCUUGUGUAAUUGCUGUGGCAAAAGCACGUGACGCAUUUGAGCCAUUCCUUCAUCAGUUGGGUUUUAGGCUUUUGUACAUACUGAAGAGGCUGAUCCCAAUAUCUGUUUAUCUGCUGGAGAAAGAUGGUGAGCGCUUCAGUAGCCAUGAAGUACUUGUAAGGCGUGUCCAAGCGGAAUUCAAGAGGUUUGCUGAAUCAACGGAGCAAUCAUGUCGUGAAAGGUGUAUGGAAGAUUUGGAGAGUACCACUCGUUAUGUCACUUGGUCCCUUCACAACAAGAACCGUGCUGGAUUGCGACACUUCCUAGAUUCAUUUGCUGCCCCAGAGCAACUAUCAGUAAAUACACUGCACGAGCAGUUGCCUGGGUUGAAUGAGAACAAACAGGACAGGCCAAAGGGCGACCCAAAGUCUAAUCAUUCUUCAGACACAAAUUCAUCGGGUGCUGUGCCAGAGACAAGGCUGGUCGAUCUGUUGGACAGUACACUCUGGAACAGAAGGCUGGUUCCCUCAUCUGAAAGACUCGUCUACGCAUUGGUUCACCAGAUUUUUCAUGGGAUCAAAGAGCAUUUUCUUGUCACCACUGAACUGAAGUUCAAUUGCUUUCUCCUCAUGCCAAUUGUUGACAAAUUACCCGCGCUUCUAAGACAAGACCUCGAAUUGGCUUUUGAGGACGAACUUGAUAGCAUCUUUGACGUCACUCAGAUGCGCCAGUCGCUUGGGCAGAAGAAGCGAGAGCUGGAGAUCGAAGUGAAGAGGAUCAAGCGCUUGAAGGAGAAGUUUGGGGAGAUAAAUAAGAAGCUCAAUUCUCUUCAGGUUAGGCAGUAGGUCAGUCCAGAACUGAGCAGUAAGCUUGCUAGGCUAGGACUCCAGGUAGAGUGUUUCUAUGCUGUAAUAGUGUGACAUCUUGUUGUACCUUUCUAGUUGUAAAUAUGAAGGCUUCCUGUGUCUUAUGUAUGAUGUUAGUACAUGGUUUUCCAUAUGGCCAAUAAAGUGCUGCAUCCCUUGCCAAGUUCUUAAA
This is a messenger RNA of Setaria italica (foxtail millet), 2597 nucleotides long. Its product is annotated as dynamin-like protein ARC5. Bases 110 to 2404 code for a protein of 764 amino acids. The record is from RefSeq and is a predicted model, not a curated record. Gene Ontology annotation, cellular component: membrane; cytoplasm; microtubule. Gene Ontology annotation, molecular function: GTPase activity; microtubule binding; GTP binding. The transcript is spliced from 17 exons. NCBI's taxonomy places the organism in Eukaryota, Viridiplantae, Streptophyta, Magnoliopsida, Poales, Poaceae.